Molecule: messenger RNA, 1640 nt
Organism: Oreochromis aureus
Lineage: Eukaryota; Metazoa; Chordata; Actinopteri; Cichliformes; Cichlidae
Product: charged multivesicular body protein 1b-1-like
Exons: 8
Coding region: 550-1152 (200 amino acids)
Biological process (GO): protein transport; endosome transport via multivesicular body sorting pathway; late endosome to vacuole transport
Cellular component (GO): ESCRT III complex; multivesicular body
Source: RefSeq, a predicted model, not a curated record
AUACAAGGGUUUUAGUCAUAGAUCGACAUUGUUAAUGCAGAUAAUUUAUUCAUUAUGACAAAGCUUAUUUUGUACGUGUAAAUAUGGGUCGAAUAGUGGGCUAUUAAUAAAAUAUAGAUGCAAAUGUUGAGAAAAAAGGUCAUAAAUGCCAUCAAAAACAAGAAGGAACAUUCGGGAAUAGUCGUCGUGUCUAAUAGACACUCUUUAGCGCAUGCGUGAUAAGAGAACGCCCAAUCUUUGACACUUAGUAGCGUUUUUUGCGUGCGAUGGAAUUUCUUUUUUAACUGCCUAACCAACGGAUUAAUAUUUCACGAUUAUAAGACCAUUUUUGGGGACAGAAAGACAAAUUAAAAAUCUACCACUCUUUUUUAACCGAAUUAAAACAAAAGCGGAAGUAUCUGCAACCGAUGCAUCUUGCCUCGCUACACUGCCGUAUGGUACAGCCCUCAAAAAUCAAAACAAGCAUCUCCGGUUGAAAAAAAGCGAGUAUCUGGAUGCUACUUUGUACAUUACGAAACUCAGUAGUUGUCUCAGAAAAAGUCUUUCAUCAUGUCGAAUAUGGAAAAACACUUGUUCAACCUCAAGUUUGCUGCCAAGGAGCUACAGCGUAACUCCAGGAAAUGUGAUAAAGAGGAAAAGUCAGAAAAAACUAAAGUGAAGCAGGCUAUCCAGAAGGGUAAUAUGGAGGCAGCCAGGAUCCAUGCAGAGAACGCCAUCCGGCAGAAGCACCAGUCCAUCAACUUCUUGAGGAUGAGUGCCCGGGUGGACGCUGUAGCCUCUAGGGUCCAGACAGCUGUCACUAUGAACCAGGUGUCAAAAUCCAUGUCUGGAGUGGUGAAGUCUAUGGAUGCUACACUGAAAAGCAUGAACCUGGAGAAGAUCUCUGCACUGAUGGACAAGUUUGAAAAGCAGUUUGAGACUCUUGACGUGCAGACAGCUCAGAUGGAGGAUACCAUGAGCAGCACCACCACUCUGACGACACCUCAGAAUGAAGUGGAUAUGCUGUUGCACGAGAUGGCUGAUGAAGCUGGUUUGGAUCUUAAUCUGGAGCUUCCUGCAGGCCAGACCUCUUCACUGGCUUCAUCUGUGGCAUCAGCAGAGCAGGAUGAGCUCUCCCAGAGGCUGUCCAGGCUGCGAGACCAGGUGUCAUAGUGACACGGCGAGGAAAACAACAAGGAGGGACAAGAAGAAGGAGCAAAAACACGGAAGGGCCAAUAAAAACAAAAAGUGCAAUGUGCCUGCAGGCUUCAUGCCCUCCUUUAUGUUUUUUUUUUUCUUUUGAGAAAAGCCUGAAAGCAGAAAAGGACGUUUUUAUAAAAAAGGAGGUUUACAGUCCUGCAAGUGCGUACAGCUAUUACCUCAGUCUAAGCCGUUUAUGUUGCAUGUGUAUAUAAUGCAAAGCAAAUAUAUUUAUUUAUGUACUAAUUUAUUUCCUAACUGAAUGGAUAUUGUAAGGGCAUACGUUUAAUGCAACUGCUGACGGUGUUGACACUUGAUUUUUGCUUCCAGCGUCAGCUUCGCUGUCGUAAUACAAAAUUCUCCAGGUGAAAUAGUUUCCUUGAGUAUUUAAUAGAAUUUUCUUCAUGUAGCAGUAACCACCGCACUGCUAUUCACAAACAGAAAGUCAUUAAAAGUAUUGC